Molecule: messenger RNA, 672 nt
Organism: Colletotrichum godetiae
Lineage: Eukaryota; Fungi; Ascomycota; Sordariomycetes; Glomerellales; Glomerellaceae
Exons: 1
Coding region: 1-672 (223 amino acids)
Source: RefSeq, a predicted model, not a curated record
AUGUUCUGCAAGUCUAGGCAUCAUUGUUGUUGCUUGCUGGUGCUGGUGUUGCUCUUUUCUUCUUCCACUUCUCUCUCUCGACUUUGCAUACCGCCUCUGCUCCUCUUUGCAGGGCCGCGACAAGUUUCCAAUCUCUGCGUCUUGAAUCUUUGCAAUGGUCCGAAGAGCAGCCGUGAAGCAGCGAAGCUUGCUGCGGGAAUACGACGCAGCUCGGGUUUUCCCCAAGGGUUAAAUUUGGAUCUUUUUGCCGUCAUGGCCCAUGGGAAGCUUUUCAGUCCGACCUUUUCCCCGUUCCAUGGUCACCCAUGUCAUUGGGUCCACUACUGUAUCGGCUACAGCCACAUCUUAAAAUCAGCUUUUUGCUGCAAAGACAGAACAAAGGCCUUGGCCGUGACGCUGUCAGUCAGUGUGUUAGGCUCCGGUUCCCCCAGGCUCAGCUCGAGAGUAGCAUUUUUGGACGUAGCAUUCUAUUCGUACUGUAUCCCUACCCCGUACCGUAAGAAGUCUGAGUAUCUGCGAAAGUGGGAGAGGUUAAGAAAGAGGCCCGAGACUCGAGGACAAGCGCCCGCUGCCCACCCGCCCCUGUCCGGGGAACGCCCGAGGCCUUCAUCCCGGCUUUUUAACCAACUCCUUCCAUAUCAUCCCCCUCCACGUCCCCAUUGCAAGAGCUGA